AUGUCAUUACUGCAGGAUAUUAGCGAAAGGCUAUUGGUCCGUUCCCAGGAAGCAAUCUUACAAUUGGACGUUUGGAUUCAAAGGCAAAGGAGACUUCAGGAGCUGAUGGAAGGAGAAGAAGAACAAGAACAAGGUGGUGAUACUAAUACAAAUAUGGAUAUUAGAGGCACUCUACCGCAAUUCCUAGAACAGUACAAUACAUAUAUGGCACAGUUGAACUCACUGCAGGUCCGUGUCGAGUUCAUCAGGGACACCUUAGUAAAUAAGAAAAAUACAGGCAUUAGAAAUCAACAACUAGAAAGCAAUAACUCGGUAGAUGAACAAAAAUAUAUACAAGAUCUGGUUCACGAAUUUCAAGAUAUUACACAGAAAUUGAGUGAAUUGUCUACAGUGCGAAACCCUUCGACAGCAUCUUCAAGGAGUACCUCAACAAAAAGCAGCAUUGAGUCGUUCAAACCAAAACCGUUACGAAUUAUUUCUAGAAGUAAUACACACUCUCAUUUACACCAGCAAACUUCUUUAGAUAAAAAAGUGUCCUUUAAUGAAGACGAAAGCAACUCUUCAAUUUCACACUCCAGAUCUAUGGAGUCUCUGCAUGAAAAUUCAAAAUCAUUAAGAAAUACCAAAUCAAUGGAUGUCUUAAAACGUUCCACAUUUAAAAAUCAUUCAGACUUUAGUAAGCUGUUAAAUUCAAGGCAACGGCUUUCCAUUAAUAUAUUUGAUGAUGACCUUAUAGCCAAUGAAGAUGGCAAUGAAUUUUAUAAUCAAUAUUCGGAUUCGGAUCAGGCAACAGUGAUAUCUCAUGGUACACCUAUUAGAGGUGCAGAUACACCUUUACUUCGAAGGUACAAUUCUCAUGAAAGUAUAUUGUCAUUUAGAAAACCUACCCAAUCAAGGCAACCAAAUCAAAUUCUACCGUAUAGCUCCGUUAGACAACCUUCUAUGCAAAGCGUGGCUGUUAAUUCAAAUCCAAUUUUUUCUAGAAUGAGACCAAAUGCAACGUCAAAGGACCUCUUAUCAUCUUUCAUUAAUAAACCACAACCUAACCGUUUACAUCAGCAAAAACCUAAACCCAACAGCAAUUCAUUAUUUGGCAAGUGGAAUUUUUUUAAUAAAUUUAAUUCAGUGACAUCGGAGAUUGGAACAACGACCACUCAACUAUACCCAACGAAUUCUUCAAUGUCAAAUAAAUUUAAUCCAAAUGAUAUUCCAAGUUCAGCAUCCAUAAGGGAACCUGUUUUUGACGAUUCUCUACAUUUAGAGGACUUAAAUGAUGCAUUGAAUACUGAAUUAUUACUAUAA
This is a messenger RNA of Naumovozyma castellii, 1302 nucleotides long. RefSeq names its product Vac17p (gene VAC17). Lineage: Eukaryota; Fungi; Ascomycota; Saccharomycetes; Saccharomycetales; Saccharomycetaceae. The coding region runs from base 1 to 1302 and encodes 433 amino acids. The transcript has a single exon. The record is from RefSeq and is a predicted model, not a curated record.